Baudoinia panamericana UAMH 10762 is the source of this 2032-nucleotide messenger RNA. RefSeq lists its product as uncharacterized. Gene Ontology annotation, biological process: glutamyl-tRNA aminoacylation; translation. Gene Ontology annotation, cellular component: methionyl glutamyl tRNA synthetase complex; cytoplasm; cytosol. The coding region runs from base 60 to 2018 and encodes 652 amino acids. Gene Ontology annotation, molecular function: ATP binding; glutamate-tRNA ligase activity. Lineage: Eukaryota; Fungi; Ascomycota; Dothideomycetes; Mycosphaerellales; Teratosphaeriaceae. The transcript has a single exon. The record is from RefSeq and is a predicted model, not a curated record.
UCUAUCGCACCACCAUAUCCAUAUCCCCCACACUCACAGAUACACACCUCUAGACCAUUAUGUCUCACGACGCCCUCAUCGCCGAAUGGCACGACCGCGCCCAAGCCUUUGAGCCGCUCGACUUGAAGAAGCUACAACAACCGCUCGGCGAGCUGGACAACCAUCUCACUCUCCGCUCCUACAUUGUCGGCUACACCUGCACCGACGCUGACAUAGCAGUAUGGAAAGCCAUUCGGUCCAAUCGCGUCGCGUAUGGCUUCAUCAAGGGCGGCGCAAUGGCGAGUCUGUGGCGCUGGUUCAACUUCAUCGCCGAGACGGAGAAUCCGCAGCUCGACCAACACUCUUCGGCCGGUGGCAAGGACGGGGUCAACGGUGUGAAGGAGACUACCGACACUGGUGCGAGCUACGACAUCGGACUUGAAGGGACCGAGAAUGGCGUUGUGACUCGUUUCCCGCCCGAGCCGUCGGGGUACCUGCAUAUUGGCCAUGCGAAAGCGGCAUUGCUGAACGAGUACUUUGCGCACAAGAAGUACAAGGGCAAGAUGAUUGUGCGGUUCGACGAUACGAAUCCAAGUAAGGAGAAGCAGGAGUAUCAGGAUGCUAUCUUGAAGGAUUGCGAGUUGUUGGGCGUAAAGCCGGAUCAGGUCACAUAUACUAGUGAUUACUUUGAUGAUUUGUAUAAGCUGUGCGUGAAGAUGAUGGAAGAGGGUCAUGCGUAUGCGGACGAUACGCCGCAGGAGCAGCUGAGAGAUGAGAGGGAGAAGAGGAUCGAGUCUAGGCAUCGCAAUGCUGGGGUGGAGGAGAGUUUGAAACACUUCGAGGAGAUGAAGAGUGGCAGUGAGGAGGGUACGAAGUGGUACAUCCGAGCUAAGAUCGAUAUGUCGAGCAACAACGGCGCCAUGCGCGACCCGGUCAUCUACCGCUGCAACCCGCAAGCGCAUCACCGGACCGGAAGCGCCUGGAAGAUCUACCCAACCUAUGACUUCGCCUGCCCCGUCGUCGAUAGUGUCGAGGGAAUCACCCAUGCGCUCCGCACGACCGAGUACAACGACCGCGACGCGCAGUACCAGUGGUUCCUCUCCGCGCUGAAACUACGACAUGUGUAUAAUUGGAACUUCAGCCGCAUGAACUUCAUCCGCACUCUACUCUCCAAACGCAAGCUGACCAAACUCGUCGACUCUGGCGUCGUCUGGGGUUGGGACGACCCGCGUAUGGCCACCGUACGAGGUAUCCGUCGCCGUGGUAUGACGAUCCCGGCUCUGCAGGAAUUCAUUCUCAAACAAGGACCGAGCAAGAACAUCAAUUACAUGGAUUGGACCACCUUCUGGGCAACCAACAAACAGUACAUCGACCCCAUCGCGAAACGGUAUACAGCCGUCGUCAAAGAAAAUGCGGUCACGUGUACAGUUGCGGGAGCGCCUGCGGCACCGCGGACGGAAGAUAAGGAGGUGCAUGCCAAGAAUGCCGAGCUGGGGACGAAGAAGGUGGUGUACAGUCGGAGUGUCAUUCUGGAUCAAGCGGACGCUCAAUCCUUCGCCGACGACGAGGAGAUCACGCUUAUGAAUUGGGGCAAUGCGAUUGUGAGGAAGAAGACGUAUACGCUUAAUCCGGUCAACAUGGUCGCCAGCGCUGUUAGCAGCGUCACGAACGGCUCGACGGGAUCGGCCGAACGGACCAUCGCCUCGCUGGAGCUCGAACUCCACCUCCAAGGCGACGUGAAGAAGACCUCGAAGAAAAUCACUUGGCUGUCCACGGAUCAGGAACUCGUCCCGCUUUCCCUCUACGACUUUGACUACCUCAUCACGAAGGAUAAACCCGAUGCAGACGACGCGCUGGAGGAUAUCCUAAAUCAUAAUACAGAGUCUAAGACGGAGUGCUGGGCGGAUUGCAACGUGGCGGAGUUAAGGGAGGACGAUGUGGUGCAGUUUGAUCGGAAGGGGUAUUUCCGCAUCGACAAGGCCAUGAAGGGUGGGGAGAGUGUUGUGGCGUUUCAGAUCCCGACUGGGAAGAAGAUGUGAGGCGUCACAGGUGG